Molecule: messenger RNA, 933 nt
Organism: Bipolaris oryzae ATCC 44560
Lineage: Eukaryota; Fungi; Ascomycota; Dothideomycetes; Pleosporales; Pleosporaceae
Exons: 2
Coding region: 1-933 (310 amino acids)
Source: RefSeq, a predicted model, not a curated record
AUGCAGACGCAACAAUCGUGGUGGCAGUACUUUCUGCUCAGUUUCCUGUCUUUACUCGCUAUCCGCUAUGCAAGCAGCGCAAGCACACCGUCGUUGAAUACCACUCUCGACGCAGUUGCCACAAUUACAUGCCAAUCAGAAGACUCGCCAAAUCCAAUUGCAUCGACAUACCCAAACAACGCCACUGGAGUCCUCAACGGCACAGUCUCAAUCGUUCCUAUCCCACUGGACCUCGCACGCCAACUAAUUCCCUCUCAAUACCGCAUCUUGGAACAUGCUUACCGCCACCUCCUCCCCACAUUCCCAAAGGACAUGUACCCUGCCGUCGUCCAAGCCGUGCACGAUCACGACAUCCGAUUCCAAGGCUUCAAUAUCCCAGACUUCUCGCGUGCAGGAAUCGAAUUCCCCUUCCUCGACCUCCUAGGCGACAACUCCACAUCCUUCAAAUGGGUACCCUCGCUCUUAAUAUCCGCCGACAAUGCCGCUGCCAUCCAAGGAGCACAGGCUUAUGGCACCACCACCUACCCUUCCACCUUUGACCCCACAUGCAACUCCUACCGUGCCGUGCCCUCCGCCGCUCACCCCGGCACCACUUCCUACGGCGGCCACAGCGUCGAAGCUGGGGCCGCGUGUGCAGACACGCAAUUUCACAGCACAUCUCAGCAACCGUACCCGCUUAGUUUCUUCGUCAACGUCACGAAUCAAAUCAUUUUCGCAGACGGCAAGUCCUGCGAUAACAUGAUUCGUCUCUUCAACACGAGUUUGAGCACCGCGCCAAAUCGUAUUGAGAAUGUUAAAGGGUCGGUAAGAGCGAAGAUGGAGCCGUUCAAGACGGAGCAGGUGUGGGAUGGGGUUUAUGGCAUUAGAUUUGCAUCGGCGUUUAUCGAGAAUAAUUAUCUUCCGUGUGAGAACUUUCGGGGGUACGGCGCGUAG